Messenger RNA from Ricinus communis (castor bean), 1780 nucleotides. RefSeq lists its product as uncharacterized. Bases 458 to 1657 code for a protein of 399 amino acids. The transcript has 2 exons. Lineage: Eukaryota; Viridiplantae; Streptophyta; Magnoliopsida; Malpighiales; Euphorbiaceae. The record is from RefSeq and is a predicted model, not a curated record.
AUUAUUUAAAAUAUAAUUACUGAACAUUUGACGUUUUAAUUGAAUUUAAAAAUAAAAAUUUAUUGAAUUUAAGAUAAUCUUAAAAAGUUGUAAAAGGAAGAGGAUUUUCAGCAUCUGAAAUAAUAUUGUGUAUAUUAGUAAUCAUGUAAUGUUCAUAUGUUUAUAAGACACCCAAGUUCACUCUACUGGCUAUAUAAAAAGAAAGUGGAAGAGAAAGCAGAAGCAUUAUCUCAAUCCUUUUCUUCUUUAUCAUACAAAAGCAGUUUUAUCUUUACAAUUCCUCAAUCAAACCUACAAUCAACACAAGAUGUGGCUCUCCAAUAACUUUAAAAAAAAAAAAAGCACAUACAAACAUACACAUAUCUUAAUGCAUAAGGCAAAAUAAUCUAUAAAAUCUUUCAUUUCCUUUCCUUCAUGCAGUAGUACUGAAACAUCAGCAAGAAAAAAGAAAAAAGAAAUGUAUGUGACAAGGCCUCUUUCCUUGUAUAGGAACUGCCCAAGUGCCCUUUCAGCAGACCCACCAGAAGGUCCAUACACAGGCUAUCUGGUAAUUACAGAUGAAGAAGCUGAAGCACAUGAUACAUAUUGUUUUGGUGCUUGUAAGAAAAAAAGGGUUCAAAAGCUUCCUUUUCCUCAAGACAAGAUCUUAAAUGUAGUUCAUUUUUCUGACUAUAAAGAGACUUUAGUUAAGAAAGUUUGGUUUCUCCCAGUACUUGAUCAGUCUCUAUCUUCUAAUUGCUACUAUGUCAUCAAGGCUAAAGGCAGAUUCAAAGGGCAAGCAUGCACGUGCUCCAGGGAUAUGGACAUGGGAUUAUGUUGCUUUAAGAAAGUGAUAAAUGACAUCAAACCAAAACCAUUAGAUCCAAGAAACAUAUACCAGAAAUUCAAGAUUCAUCGCCAUCAUGGGAGGAGCUUCUUUGCUAAAUCUCUUGCUCCUUAUGGCCAUCCUCCAAAACUGCUAAGAGACAAGGGAUGGAAAGUUAGAAUUUCAAGAUCAAGAUCCUACAAAAAUAAAUUUCAACUGAGUGAGGCUCUAGGCCUUGAUGCCACUCUCAGAACUCAACUUCCCAGUUUUGAUUUUCCUAUCUCUAGCAAGAUUUCACCUUCUGUUGUUGUUGGAACAUGGUACUGCCCAUUUGUGUUCAUAAGGGAAGAAGCAAGAAUAAAGGAGCAAAUGAAGAAGUCAAUGUUAUAUAAGAUGACACUUGAGCAACACUGGGAAGAAAUUUACUCAUGGGAAAAUGGUAACAAUGGAAGCAAUAUUGAUUUGAUUGUUAAUGCCAAUGUACAAAGAGAAAUGGAUUUUGUUUUUGGGAUGGAGGCCAUAAAGGAUGAUACAAUGGGUCAUGGUGGGUUCAUUUGGUACAAAGUGAUUGGAAAUAGAAAUAAUAGAGGGAGAGGGUUUAGUGUGGGUUUAAGUUUUGGAAUUGUAGAAAAAAUGAAAUGGGUGCAAGAAGGAGGAGGAUGGGUUGAUGGAGGAGCAGAAGAAGGGAGUGUGAGAAUAGAAAGAAGAGUACGAAUUAGAAGUGAAAAUGGGUGGAGGAGACUUGGGUGUUAUGUGUUAGUGGAGAGGUUUGUCUUGAGGAGAUUGGAUGGAAGUUUGGUGCUGAAAUGUGAUUUUAGGCACACUGAUAAAAUCAAAUGCAAGUGUGAAUAAGCUCUUUCUAGUUUUUGUAGUGCAAUUUAAAUGGUACUACUUGGGUAAUUUUAACUGUUGGCCUCCAGGGUUCAAAUCUUGAAAAAGAAAAAAAAAAGAAAAAAGAAAAAUCAGUUUCCUUUG